This is a messenger RNA of Closterium sp. Naga37s-1, 3756 nucleotides long. The record is from the annotation of a GenBank genome assembly. Lineage: Eukaryota; Viridiplantae; Streptophyta; Zygnematophyceae; Desmidiales; Closteriaceae.
AUGUCCCUGCGCCCCUCCCCGCCCCCUCUCUCCCCUUCUCCGCCUCCCCCCUUCCCUUCUUUCCCUUCCCCUAACCGGCACACCCUUCUCCCCCACCCCGACGACCCCCCACUUUUCCCCUCCCACGCCCGCCCCCUCUUUCCCCCCCUUCACCCACACCCCUCUUCCCCCUCACCCCCACCCCACGCCCCCACCUUUCCCCUCCCACGCCCACAACCCCCCUACACACAGAGAACGGGCGGGGCGGGGGGAGGUCGCAACUGGACAAACGGGCGGGGAGGGGGGAGGUCGCAACUGGACAGUGCGGAGCUGGACGUGCUAGAGAAGGCAGUGCGCAUCCUGCACCUGCGCUACCGCUCCUGCCUGCGCCCCCUCACCAAGGGGCGCCUGCCCUCCGUGACUGAGCUGAGGGAGCUGAGAGUGAGCGCUGAGGCGCUGGGAGUGAGAUCUGCCCUGCUGUGCCUCGACAGAAUACCCAAGGGCGACCCCCGCCGCCUCGCCCUCUUUGCCUUCCGCACAUUCGCCCUGCGCGCCGAGCUGGACGCGGAGGCCCUGCGCGACCUGGACGAGCCUCCCCCAGGCAACGCCUGGCCCGUCUCCUCCUACCGUGUCGGCACCCCCCGGCUCCGCGCCCUCCUAGAGGAUAUGGUAGAGGAGGUGGAGAGCCUAUGGAACGCCACCAAUAGGACCCUCUAUGAGGUUGCUAUAGUGCUCGCGCCGGUGCUGGCUCAAUACGCGUUGCUGGGGAAGGCGGUGGGGAUGGCUAUGGAGCAGUACUACGCGCGGCUGACUGUGAGGAAGCACGGGCGGGUGGUUAUGGCGGUGGGAGAUGAGAUUAUCCUGUGGGAUGAUGGGUUGGAAGAUGUUAGGGAGCUGUUUCUGGCUGAGAAGGCAGCGGAUGAGCAGCCGUUGGGGUCGGCUGUUCGGAUCGACAGCAUGAAUGAUUACUCGUGGUUUGUUUCGUGGAAUGGGACGUCUGCAGUGGAUAAUAUCCCGAGUGAAGUUUCAGUGAAGAAACUGCUGCAUUCGAUCGGGGCGCCGACUGCCAGGCUGGCGGGGUUGAGGGCGAAGGAUAAGGGGCUGCUGAUGGGUGUGACUGUACCGGAUGUGAGAAUAGAGGCAGAGAAACGGGUGCUGGCGCAGUUGCAAUGGGUGGUGGACGGUGGAGGGAAGCUGGAGAUUAAAGCCGCUCGGCCGCAGCACCAGGGGAUUAGUGCGGGCGUGGGGGAGCGGGAGGUGAUUGGGAGGGGGAAGAGAGCGGGAGCGGGGCCGGGGGGAGGGGCGGCGGCAGGGGGUGGUGCAGGAGGGGCGGGGGGGCCGGGGGGAGGGGGAGGGGGAGCGGGGGGAGCGUUGGGGGGAGGAGGAGGGGGGGAAGACAAAGCGCUGCUGAAGAGAUCGUUUGCCAAGAGGCUCGAGUCUCUGGAUUCAGCAGGCAUGGACGAACCUGAACCAGCGCAUGAAAUUCCGUAUGAGGAUCUCGUAGAGGCAACCAAGAACUGGGCGGACGACCUGCAGCUGGGGGAAGGAGGCUCCGCGAUUGUGUAUAAGGGCGUGUCGCCGGAUGGGGAGUUGUGGGCUGUGAAGCGAGGGAAAAAGGGCGGGCUAACACGGCUGCAGGACUACCACAGGGAGAUCGAGGCAGUGUCUAAGAUGCUUCACCCGAACCUGGUGCGCCUGAUGGGGUUCUGCCAUGAGAACGAGGAGCAGGUGUUGGUCUACGAGUAUGUGGCCAAUGGGACGCUCAGACAACAUCUAUCCCCAUUACAAGGUGACACAGAGAAAGGGGUUCUCUCGUUUGAGCAGCGGAUAGAGGCGGCCGUAGGGGUGGCGGAGGCCCUCCUGUAUCUGCAUUCGUGCAAGCCUGUGCUGGUGCAUCGAGACGUGAAGAGCCUCAACGUGUUCAUGGAUGACGAUCUACAGCCAAAACUCGGGGAUUACGGCAACCUCAAGUCGAUAGGAGACGAUGAAAGCGCCACCACACACACCCGCGUGGUGGGCACACCUGGGUAUCUCGACCCGCAGUACUGCCAGACGAGCGUGGUUUCCGUGUGGUCUGAUGUGUACAGUUUCGGGGUGGUCAUGCUGGAGCUCAUCACAGCCAAGCCGCCGGUGCUCAAGGAAGCUGACGACUCAGGAGAGAGAAUGGCGCUCGCCAAAUGGGCCACCCCUGCCAUCUGUGCAGGCAAUCUAGACGCUGUGGUCGACCCCAACCUAGCCCAAGCCUUCCCGCAGCAGCCCAUGCAGGCAUUCGCCAGCCUGGCAGCCAUGUGUGUGCAGCGGCAGCCCAAGGAUAGACCCAGCAUGCAGGAGGUGGUGCGGAGACUCAAGGUCAUUCGCCAGGCAGCCGCAGCUGCAUCAGUGUCCUCCCCCCCGCCCAUCAACACGCGCACCAACCCAUCAAUGCAACGCAUCCUUCCCCCCAAGCCUGGCAGCCGGGGCUCCUGGCGAGACAACCAGCACCUCACACCGCCCAUGUCGCCCCUUCUACCCACCACCCCCGAACCCUCCUACUCCCCCCGCGCCGCGGCCGCUGGCGGCGGCGGCAGCGGCGGGAUGAAAUCGAAAUCGGCUGAUGUGCCGGGUGCGGCAGCAGCGGCGGGGGGAGGAGGGGCGGCAGCUGCACAUGCAAAUGCGCAUGUGCAUGCGAGAACAAACUCUAUGGUGUCGCAAGGGGGUGCAGGGGGGUCUGUGCCGGUGGCGGCACAGGCGGAGUCGAGCAGAGGGCGCAUGUAUGGGCUGGGGCGGAAGGGCAAGAUGGUGAGUGCUGCUGCUUUGAUUCCACGGGGCAGCGCUACAACACCUGUUUUCUCCUUUGCUAAACUUUCUCCUCCACUGCUGCUCGCUGGGUCAUGUCUGAUGGUGAGUGCUGCUGCUUUGAUUUCUGUGGGGCGGAAGGUGAGGGUUUCACAUGAUGAGGGGGGGGCGUGCUCUUCCCUGGGCUCCGAGCACUUGAUUACCUAUGAUGCCCACCUUUUGUUCCUCCCCUCCCCUUGUUCGCUGCAGCAAAAGGAGAUGGCUGCACUGGCGAAGCUACAGCACACGAAUUUGGCAGCAAUACUGGGAUACGCAGCAGACAAGGAGGAUAUGCAAAUCGCCUACGACCUCCCUCCCAACUGCACGUGCCUUGAGAACUACCUCUUCCCAGAGGAUGGAGAAGGAGAGUUUUUGCCGCUGCGAGUGCGGCUGAAGGUGGCAGUGGGGAUCGCCAAGGGGCUGACUUUCCUGCACUCGAGCACAGUGGUGCAUGGAAACCUGCUGUCGCGAAAUAUUAUGCUGGAUAAGAACUUCACGGUGCUGCUGACAGGCUAUGGUCUGGCAACGAUGCUUUCCAAGACAAGCACCCGCAAGAACCUCAAAGGCCCGGACGGCAUGGCCAAGGACGCAUUUGACUACGGUGUUGUUCUAUUCGAGCUGCUGACGGGGCGGAGGGGAGCGCUGGUGGCGGACAGGGAGGGCGCAGACGGGCUCAUCGCGUGGGCAGAGCCGCGCAUCGAGGAGUAUGAGCUCAGCGCUGCUUGCGCCGAGCCCACCAAGCGCAUGGUGGUGCGGAUGUUAGAUGUGCUGGCGAAAGAAUGUGUUCAGGAGGACCCUAGUGGGUGGGUGUGGGGUGGGGGGCUGUGGGAAGAGCGCAUGGUGGUGCGCAUGUUAGAUGUGCUGGCCAAGGAGUGCGUUCAGGAGGACCCCAGAUGCCGGCCCACUAUGAAAGACCUGGUGGUUAGAUUAUACAGCCUGCAGGAGUCCCUGGCAUCGCAGUAG